GGCAGAUGACCGCGGGAUCCCGGCCAAGCAUGUAAGCCACGGCAGAGCGAAAACGUAUAUUGCGCGCUGUGUAUAGAGCUACCCGUUGCUUGUGGGCCAACCAGGACGCAACCCAGGCGGGAUUGCUUACGUCCGUAGCCGCUUUUUAUGACGACAGCGUGGGAUGCUUGGCUACGGCCGCUUGUUUGCAUCGGCAAAGUUGUGCAGGCGCGAUCAUGAGAGCAGAGGUGGCCUGGAGCGAGGACAGCGGAUGUGUGUGUGUUUGUGUGGAGCGUCCUGGACUGCAGUACUCAGCUGCUUUCUCUGUGAACGAAGACUCUGUUUUUGUACUUUCGUGUAGAUCCUCUUGCGAAAGUGCCACAGCUUGUAUUACGCCGACGCAAUCUUAGAUCGCGGAUUAUUCGGGGAUUCUGGACUACCGUCUCAUCUAGAUUCACCUGUGGUACCUCCUGGAAAAGGCGAGGUUAGGUGCCUCUGCUAUCAGCGAUAACUCCUUGAACCAGACUUUCAAGCUUGCUUGAACAUUUGUUUUUACUUGAAAUUGCAAGCAGUCACAUAUCCGUGAUAAGUAAUAUUUUGAGGUUCACACCGAGACCUGUGCCUACCAUUCAGUAGGGAACCCUGUUUCCUUUAACCUGGUUCGAAAUCAAGCAGUCAUGGACACUCACGGAGCCGGUCGUCAGAACACCAAGUCUCGGCGGAAAGAGCGCAAAGAAGAAGCGAACAUGGCGCGCCUUAAGAAGGAAGUGGUCUCAAACUCCUGCAGUUUGGACAACCUCAGCAACCCGCCUCCGGACCGAAACCGCGGUCGACGACAUGGAAAAUCUGGAGGAGGCCAACGAAGAUGUUCCGUUCAAUCCGAUGUCCUGACACAGGCGCCACAUCAGAAACAAGGCAACCGCAAGACCAACAACGGCAAUAACAACGGACGUCGUGGGAAAAGGCAUCUCAAGAGGUCAGCCUCAGCAGCGGACCGUGAACCAAAGGCUCUGAACGGAAGACAACCUGUCCGCAGGACGAGCAGUGAAGGACCCAGGCCUCGAAACUUCGAUGUUCGAGACAAUCCGGACAGCGGCGCGGCCGCACGAUGUCCUAAAGUGCAUGCCAAGAGGGACACUGUUAAGGAAAACAACACCGGCUCCAGGUCGACGGUGAGCUCCGCAGAGCCCGAGUGGAGCGUUGCCAAGAGCAAGAACACGUCUUCGCUGACAGAACUGUUCGCGGUCGAGGUUGGUCUGUCCCCUGUGAGCGACGUGAGCGUAAAGGAGAGCAGGAGACGCAGGAUCGUCUUCGCAGUGGUGCUGGUCGCAUUAGCGCUCUUGACGGCCAGCGUGCUCCUCGUCGCCAUCACCCUGUUUCUCUCGCCGGCCGUCGACGAAGUUCUGCGGAAGGAAAACGAAAACCUGUUCCGGCUCCCGACGUCCACGGGCCUGACGACGCUGCCACCACCUACGGCUACGGCCACCUUCGUCGAAAACGCCACCACCAGUGCGCGGGCAGUCGGCUGACCACUGCGCAUCGGAGGGACACCAAAGCCGCCUUCUGGUGCCGCCAGUGGGUCAGCGUGCGGCGACUGCGACGGAAGUGCAAGCAUACCGGUGUUCAAGUCCGUACGGUUCGCUCGAACUGGACUCGAAGCACGGCCCGACUUGGAGCCUGUGUCGUCUGCAGGUGGCGAUCGCCAGUAAUUUUAAACGGGCAACGCAUCCACGAGCUGUGCUACCUGCAGCGUUUCGGAACGUCUAUGAGCGCGUACGGACCACAAACAUUUCUUUCUCCGUGUACGCGAAGGCAGUGUGAGCUUACUUCAGGUUCGAAAUCAGGCGAAACUGAGUCAGAGGAAAACGAGAAAUCAAUAGUAUUCUUGCUGUUCUCGACUUUUAUUUGUUUUCCCGCGAAGUAUACACCUGUUCAGCGGCGGCAGAUUUGUAACAGCAACGAAAACGACGGAUGUGUCAUCAGCACUAUCAGGUUUUGGAAGCUUAGUAAAAGGGAUCGGCUUUUAUUGCGAACAAAGUUGUAUUUCAAGAUAGCAGGCAACCACAAUGGGAAGGAACAAUUCACCCCAAACUUUACGACGCGAAAAAAAAAAUUGCGGUCUCUGACAAACUGAUUUUGAUUUGCAUUAGAAUAACAUUCCCCGCAGAGGUAGUAGAUCGGAAAAAAAAAAAAAAAAACUACACUAAUUCGCAAGGAAGAAACCUGUUCACUGCACACACAUUUCCGUCUCCCCACUGUUCACGCAUUACACUGUACAAACGCUCUCUCUCGUCUGCUGCACGGGAGAGGAGCUUCAAGAGAGAAGGUAAAGUCCGACCAUUACACGCCGUCGCCUCAACGCGAAACGUACCACUCGCGUUUUGUACACUUGCCGUCGACCACGUCCUCACACAUCCCCGCUUGCGCUUACUGAGUGAGAAGCGAGGGAUAUCCUCGAACAAGAUUAUGCCGUCGCGGGCAAAGCCUCGCAUGUUCUCUUCAGAUGUCGAGGAACCUCGGCACGACCCAGAGGGGAAACAUAUGAGCAGUCGUUGUUUUAGACAAUCCCUGCGAAGAGACAGCAGAGGCAACGCUUUAGAGGCCAACGGUAUUCGACUCGCGUACGCACAAGCACCACGGGGCGCGUCCAAUCGAUAACCGUAAAGCAUUCUAACGUGCGUAAACUGUACCACUUUUCGGCGUCAGUAUUUAAAGCUAUUCUUGCUGUUUAUUUAUUGUUUUUUUAGUUUUCUUCACGAGUCCCGUUUGGUAUGUACUAUAGAUUGUCUCGUGAAACAGAUUGUCGCUUUCGCUCUCUUGGACACAAGAAAAAUUGUAAGCGCCGGCAGCUCUAGCUUUAGUGCAUCGAUAUCUACAGAAGAGAGAGUUUGAUAGCGAGACUACAUUGUACUGCAUUGCUUUGUUACAGGAACAAUGUUGUAUACGCUUUUCUUUUUGCCGCGGUUCAUAACAUCACAUUACGUGGUUGGUAUCGGAGUACACCGUCAAAAGUAUUUACUGGUCCAAAUAAUAUUGUAGUUCCCAGCAGAACGAGCAAAAUCAAGGACAAUUCUAAGCCUCGUUUAAGCUUAAGUCCCGACGCAGCCGACUCUACGAGCUAAAUGAAACCAAUCAAGACCCUCCAAAGCACAAGUCACUAGAGUUUUCAGUACAUGAUUGGUCCAGUAAUGAUAGAACACGUAAAUAAACAUGAGAAACGCCAUGAUGGUGAGUUUUUGACGCUGUCUGUUUUUUCCUAUCAGCACGUAGCGCCAGUUGUGUCAGGACUUAAGGUGAAACAAAGUAUAGAUCAACUUUUUUUUAACAAAGAAAUGAAAGAAAAGGAAAUGCAUAAGGCUCUUUGUUUGAACUAGACCUUUGUUGUAAGGGUCUCUGGUCUUAGUUUUCAUGACUACACUGGAGAACAGCUACGGGGUCGUGUUCACACCAGUAGAACUCUUCAGUGACAGUUUCUUACGCAGUCAAAAAAAAAAAUCAAGUUUCAUUUGAAAGUAGUCAUGUAAAGCUGCGAACAUCACCGACUCCAAAGUACGUACUUGAAAAAAGGCCGCAGUUUCAGGAGAUACUCGUGAAGGCAUCUCUGGUUGAGUCAAAGUCGCCAUGGGCCCUCCGACAGAUUCAACAGGCGAGCUGAUGGUGGUACUACCUCCUGUAAAAGUUCCUCGCAUUUCUAUAAUGUUUUCAAAGAACUCUUCAUCAAGAGCCGAAUAUUUUCGUUUUAGGCGACAUCAAUGUUUGCUUACUCUGACAUACUAUUCGAAAUUUGAACCAGAAACACGAUACUGUGUAGCCGACGGGAGCAGCAAAGUCAUACAAAUGGCAAUAAAAACAAAAGACUCUACGUGAUAACGGCGUUCCAUCAAGAUGGUACCUUCGCUCGAAAGUAGCUACAAAAUGGCUUUUUUCUUCUUAUGUGAAAAGCAGUGUAAUGGUGACCAAGAACUUGGUGAGGCUGACAUUAAAUGAGGAUUUCGGUGAACACACGUCCAAACUCGUGUUCAUUUUUGGGCAUUCCGAUAACGUGGAACAAUUGCUUGUAACUCAUGUCUUUAAACGUCUUUUUUUUUUUUACACUGGCGUUUAUUUACGUAGCAACUCCUUGUUUCGCUUUGCCGCGUUUUAUUCCUUCUUUAGUCUCCGAGUCCGUAAGUACGUGCCAAAGGCCGCGUGUAAUGUUGUAUUACAUUGUACUUGUAUAUUUCUAGUCAUGAUUAGGUUUUGUUAAUCUGAGGAGCAAAUAAAAAAAGUGGGUUAAGGUUGAAAAA
Messenger RNA from Ixodes scapularis (black-legged tick), 4265 nucleotides. RefSeq lists its product as uncharacterized. Bases 657 to 1508 code for a protein of 283 amino acids. The record is from RefSeq and is a predicted model, not a curated record. The transcript is spliced from 2 exons. NCBI's taxonomy places the organism in Eukaryota, Metazoa, Arthropoda, Arachnida, Ixodida, Ixodidae.